This is a messenger RNA of Cladocopium goreaui, 3492 nucleotides long. The record is from the annotation of a GenBank genome assembly. NCBI's taxonomy places the organism in Eukaryota, Dinophyceae, Suessiales, Symbiodiniaceae.
AUGGCGCUAUGUGUGCCUCCACUCAUGCGAGGAAAUAUGACGAUGACCGCUAAAAACAUCGCCCGCAUCACCAGGCUGAACUGGAAAGGUCUUCGGAACUACGGGAAGAGGUGCGGCGUCACAACGUGCAAACUCUCGCGGAUUGAAGCAGCAAAAGUGAAAACCUUCAUGCUGCGCGCCUCCCAAAGCGUUGAGAGUUUGGAGCUCCGCGUGGACGAAGUGGGUUCCAAGGCCAAUGCACUGGCAGCAGAAGCGCGGGAAGAAUUGGAGGAGCUGAACCGUCGUAGGAAGCGAGACAAGACCUCAGCAGAGAACGAGUCAGGGCAAUUCUUCGGGAUGCACCUCCCAGAGGGCACUUUGACAGUGCACUUUCAUGUCUCAGUGCGCGUGCGAUGCUUGCAUCCUGACCUGGGACUGCACGUAUGGGGACCUGCAGUGCCACAGAGCAGCCGAAUCCCAAAGACCAGGAGCAAGGCUGGACUUCAUGGGUUUGGCGAAAGCUUUCACCUGAAGCUGGCGAAACCGUCGACGGAGGGCACGAUGCCUUCGGACUUCGCUUUGGGGCUCAGUCUCAAGGAGGGUGAUCAAGCCUUUGGCCAAGCUGAGCUCAACUUCUCCCAACUCGCCGAGAGCAAAGAAAUCUGGAUCGUCAACGACCGUGUGUUGCUGAAGGAGCCGGAUCCGACAAUGGUACCUGUAGGCGACUUCCACCAACAGAAAGCACGAGCGCAUUGGUUGUCCAGCGGCUGCAUCGCGCUGCGCUUUGACUGGUACAUGCACUGGCACCCAAAGCAAAAGCCAAUGCAUUUCUGGACGCGCUCUGAGGACACGCAGUUCCAGUUCUUUCUCCAUGCCAGCGGGGCUGAGCUUCAAGAUUGCGGUUCUGAUGGUGUCCAGGGCGGGCAGUGCUGGAAAUUGACGCCGCAGCAAAGACUGGCAGCGGAGGACUUGACAAACACCAAUGUUCCCUUCCUUGCUGGAUGCUUGCGCUUGACAGUGCCCAAGGAGGUGGACCCACGGGAAGCCUGCAAGCAGAAGCUGGCCGUAUCCAUCAGAGAUACGAAUGGCAAGCCGGUGGAUUGCACUGGAGUACAGAUCGGCCCUUUGAUUGAUGAGCUCUUCGCUUAUGAUGGGCCCUUGGGUUGCUCUUCGGUCUCAGGCGUUGAUGCAAAGGAGGACUCCGCCUCGAUGGAGUUUGCCCUUUGGGCACCCAGCGCGGUGAAGGUGGACCUCAUCUUAACAGAGGACCCGUUUCUGAACGCAGGCAACUUCCUGGAGGAGGGGUUCUCAGAAUCCACCUCCAAGGUGUCCCUACAGCCCAUGCACCGGCGCCUUCGCUCCGCAGAUGAUGGGGUGUGGCGCUGCCGUGGCACCCCGGAUUGCUGGGGGAAGUUCUACGUAUACCGGAUUUAUGCCUAUCAUCCUUCAACUGGAAAGUUUCAGACGACCGUGACACCAGAUCCAUAUUCCAACGCAUGUGCAGCAGAUGCUUCGUGGUCCAUGGUCUGUCAUUUGCCCACUUGGAAGGAGGUCCUACCGGAUGAUGUGAAGUCCUGGUGCGAUCACUCCUUUCUGCCGCUUCAGGAGGAUGCGGCGAUCUACGAGCUCCAUGUCCGAGACUUCAGCAUGUCAGAUCCCAAGGUAUCACAGCCUUUCCGAGGCAAGUACCUUGCCUUUGCAGAAGAAAACUCCCUGGGAAAUCAACACUUGCGUCGACUGGCAGAGUCUGGAAUCAGCCAUGUCCAGUUAUUGCCCACCUACGACUUCGGCUCUGUUCCAGAGAACCUGGCGGAUCGCGUGGAUCCGCCCGCAAUGGAUCCGCAGGCUGCGGAUGCGGAGGAACCACAGGAGGCGAUUGCAGAAGUGGCCGAUCGGGACUCCUUCAAUUGGGGCUAUGAUCCAGUUCUGUACAAUGUACCUGAAGGAUCAUAUGCCAGCAAUCCCAACAACGGCUCCAGAAUCAAGGAGUUUCGGGAGAUGAUUUCCGCGUUGCAUAAGAAAAAACUGGGAGUGGUGAUGGAUGUGGUGUUCAACCACACUCUGGGAAGCGGCCCUGAGAACCCCAAGAGCGUGUUGGACAAAUGCGUUCCAGGGUAUUAUCAUCGUCGUGCAGAGGAUGGCAGCUACGAGCACUCCACCUGUGCGAACAAUACCGCCACGGAGCGCUACAUGAUGGGCAGAUUAGUCUGUGAUAGUGUGCUCCAUUGGGUGACCCAGUACCAGGUGGAUGGUUUUCGCUUCGACUUGAUGGGCCACAUCCCUCUGAAAGUGAUGCGCAAGGUUCGAGAUCUCUUGGAUUCACUCAGAUUGGACAUGCAUGGCAUCGAUGGUCGCAAGAUCAUGCUCUAUGGUGAAGGCUGGGAGUUCGGCGAAGUGGCGAACGGCCAGCGCGGCCAGGUGGCCGUGCAACAGCAGCUGGCGGGAAGCAAAAUCGGUGCCUUCAACGAUCGAAUUCGCGAUUCUACCCUCGGUGGUUCACCCUUCACUGACCCACGACUUCAGAGCUUCGCCACGGGACUUCUGAAGCCCAUCACGGGAGGGCCAGAUCAGGGCUCAGUGCGUGAUCAAGAAACGAGACUUCGUAAGGCCCAAGAUACCAUCCGAAUCUCCUUGGCCGGAAGUCUCAAGGAGUUCAGUUUUCAGAACUUCCACGGAGAAACUCGACAAGGGGAUCAACACUUCAACGAAGCCUUGGCCUACACGGAUCAACCAGUUGAAGCCAUCAAUUACGUUUCGGCGCACGACAACGAAACGCUCUUCGACAACAGCGUCUGGAAAAUGCCUCCAGGAUGCUUUUCGCCUACUGAACGGAUGAGAGGAAACUGGCUGGCCACAUCGUUGGUGGCUUUGGCCCACGGUGUGCCCUUUUUCCAUGCAGGCGACGAGCUGCUUCGGUCAAAGUCUCUGGAUCGCGACAGCUACAACAGCGGCGAUUGGUUCAAUGUACUGGACUUUUCGGGCGAAAAAUCCGCCUUCGGUGUGGGAUUGCCGCCAAAAGGGAAGAACGGUCACCACUGGGACAUGAUGCGACCCCUUCUCAGAGACAGCGAGGUGCGGCCUACGGUGGAGAUGGUGGAAGCCACUAAGGCCAAGUUUUGCGAACUUCUACGGCUACGGCGCUCUACUGCCUUGAUCGGACUCCACGAUGCAAAGCACAUCAAAGAGAAGGUCAAUUUUCCUGGCUGUGGUCCAUUGCAGAAGCUCGGCCUUAUCGUCAUGCAGAUUUGUAAUGACGCACCGGACAAGCCCAUGCUUUGUUCCAGCUUCGCGCGGGUCGUCAUCGUCUUCUGGGCGGGCUUCGAGACGGCCAAGGUCUCAGUGCCACGUGCAGAUCCACGGCUGAAUGGUGGCAAGCUUCCUUUGAGGCUGCAUCCAUUGCAGCAGGAGUCGCAAGAUUCAAUGACCAGAGAUGCUCACUUGGAUGGUGAACAUUUGGUGAUCCCUCCACAGACCACAGCAGUCUUCGUGGAACCCCUUGCCGAUCCAAAGUGA